AUGAAACCCAUUGAAUUGUUAUUACGUAGGCUCAAUGUUACGCAACUACUUCAAACUCGAGUUUCCGAAAAAACCAUUUACAACUCGAUUGCCAAUCAACAAAUUGACAAAUUCAUCAUUUGCGUCCGACAAUCAUCUCAUAGUAUCAACUGCCUUAGAAUUUUCUUUGAGUUGUUACCAACGUUAACCAAUGAUAAUUAUGUAUUCGAAUUAGUCGAAGUUCUGAAUCAAUCGCCAUUAACAUCAGAUGAAUUAUCGACGACAACGACUAAACAUCUCUGUCAUUUAUUGUCUGACAAAUACUUCGAUAGAUUUGAACAAAUUCUUCAUCUGCCAUUUCGAUCAUUUUCGCUGACGUUUUCGAUUUUCCAACUGAUGGAAUUUAUUCGUCAAUGUACAGAUUUUCAGCAACUUAUUCGAUGCCUAACAAUAUUGAUAAAUAGACAUAUUCCGCAUGCCAAUGGAUAUCCAUCGUGGAUUCUACAAGGCAUUCUAGCGAGGUAUCGUCCUGGUGAUGAGAAAUUAAUCGAGUCGCUUCUAAAAAUUAAAACCAAUGUGAAUAUAUUGUACAUCGGUGAUAAUAAUACUGGUACGACGCCAUUUAUGCUUUUGAUGCGUUUGUGUACAAAUGAGAAGUGUCUACCUUUAAUCGAUGAAGCUCUAUCGAAUAUAAAGGAGCCAACAUUAAUGAAUUAUGUAGACAAUUGGGAUCGUUCGUAUUUAAGCUAUCUGUUAUGCGCCGUAUGUGAGCAUAAAUCUAUCAAUGUUAGUCAACAAAAUACAGAAGAAUCGUUUUCAUCGUGUCCAAAUGCACAAGCCGUUCUUCGACUCUUUGCUCAACUGUGGGGAUUCGGAAAUCGAUGUUCAUACCUAAUACAAACUAUUCUCAAUUCUCAAUUCUGUUUUUCUCUGCGCCUGGCUCUGUUCGAUUGUGUACUCAAAUUCGAUUCAUCGGCUUCAGUUAUUAAAGAAAAUAUCAACACAUUCUUCACUUAUUUCCCGUCGAUCUAUAUUCCACAGUAUUCAACCUAUCUUAAACGUUUAGCUCUUGAUCAAAGUCUCAAUCAGGCUCUACUCAAUGUGCUUGAAGGUAAAAGUUCUGAAGAUCGGCAUCUUAUAACUAAGAUCAAAUUUCUUCUACAACAAGGAUCGCGUAUCGAGCCGAUGAAAACGAUUCCCGACUAUACUCGAGAGCUACUUUUAAAUAGUCAUUCACCGAUUCCGUUUCUCUUACUCGAUUAUGCCAUUCAUAUGGAAAUACCUGAUACCUCGCCGACAAAUCAAAUAAAUAUCAUCGUCAAUUUGUAUGUGCGCCAUCUAGCCGAGUGGGGAUAUCGACAGAGCUGGCAAACAUAUUUUGACCAAUACCAAUCGACUCUCCUACCCGCUACAAUCGACUAUCUAGAAAAGAUCCGAUGCAAAAUACCGCAACAUUUAUCGACAUUGUGUAUACAACGAUCGCGAUCUUUAUUGAUUAAUUUGGGCGAUAAUAUUCUAGAGAAAUUAGGAGAGCAUCUAUCGCAUAAUUUAAUACGAUCAUUGACUAGACUGGCAUAUGACCAACACUAUUCGUUCUUUUGUAAAGUGAGUGGUCAUAUAACCACGUGA
Messenger RNA from Rotaria socialis, 1608 nucleotides. The record is from the annotation of a GenBank genome assembly. Lineage: Eukaryota; Metazoa; Rotifera; Eurotatoria; Philodinida; Philodinidae.